This is a messenger RNA of Ylistrum balloti, 8865 nucleotides long. RefSeq lists its product as uncharacterized. Gene Ontology annotation, cellular component: membrane. The record is from RefSeq and is a predicted model, not a curated record. Gene Ontology annotation, molecular function: group II metabotropic glutamate receptor activity. The transcript is spliced from 16 exons. Gene Ontology annotation, biological process: regulation of synaptic transmission, glutamatergic; G protein-coupled glutamate receptor signaling pathway. Lineage: Eukaryota; Metazoa; Mollusca; Bivalvia; Pectinida; Pectinidae.
AUGACUCUGACCAAACCUCCAUAUGUCAACACCCCAGCCAAACAUGACUCUGACCAAACCUCCAUAUAUCAUUCAACAUCGGUGGUUAUGAUGUUUCUCUUCCUUGCCACCUUAUUUGGUGUGGUGACCCUGGCAGGGGGUCAAUCAACACCAAUCAGAACAGAAACAUGUUCCGGAAAUCACCAGAGUACUACUAUACAGCCUAAUGGGCAGGCCUUUAUUGGAGGUUUAGUUAGCAUGAACUAUGUGGCAGAUAGUGGGCAUGGAUGCGGAAACAUUUCACCUAUAGAAAUGCAGGCCUAUGAAGCCAUACGAUGGGCACUUGAUCGUUUAAAUAAGAAAAAUGAGGAGCUAAACGGAGAAUUCCUCAACAACAGUUACAUCCCUGGGGUGGAACUUGGUAUGAUGGUGAAAAACUACUGCGACAUGGGCUCCAAUGCAGUGAGUUAUGCCCAGGAUAUCUACCCACAAUUCCUGUCCGAGGCCCGCGACUGCACCAAGAGUUCAGAUCACCUCAUACUGGGAUUAACUGGUGCUAGUUCCAGUGGUGACACCAAAGUGGUCAACUCAUUUUCUGGUCAGCUUGACAUUCCUCUGGUAUCCUACAUGGCCACAGCUGAGGAACUGACCACUAGGAACAUGUAUCCCAGCUUCAUGCGGACAGUCUCGCCUGAUGGACCCUUGAUGGAUGCCAUCAUUAAGGUUAUAGGAGAGUUGGAUUGGCAGUAUGUUGUUGUCGUGUACACAGAGAAUGCAUACGGACGAGGUUCUCUGGAAGAAAUUCGUCCACGCCUGGCUGCAGCUGGAAUCUGCCUCACUUUGGCUGUACCUGCAAAUCCAUCAGAUACAUCUUCAUCAACGAUGGCAGCCAUUUUGGAUCGUGUGCUUGCAACUGAAACGGUUGGUGUGAUUUAUCUAGGAGGCUCAGAAGUUGGCCUCAGUUUACUGGAGGAAGGCGACACUCAUCUAGGUGCAGGAAAGUUGCAGUGGAUUUACACAGACAGCCUACCUUUGUCUAUGAAUUUUGGUGGGAAAAAAUAUCCUAGAGGUGUCAUUGCUGUACUGUCUGGUUCUAGAAAAAUUAUCGAAUUUGAGGAUCAUUGGGUACGAAUUGAUGUAAACAAUCCGUCAUCAGAAAAUCCCUGGUUCCGAGACUGGUAUAUGAAUGAAAACACAUGUCAGUUACCCGGUAACACCAACCCAGCAUUCAACUCCUUCCCAUCAUGCACCACUCAGACUGAGUCUGAGAGACGUAAUUCAUUUGUACAAGACCAGUUUGUUGAGCCGGCCGUCCAUGCAGUGUAUGCAUACGCACAUGCUUUAAAAACUGCCCAUGCUGUCCUCUGUGGAGGAAAUGCUGGAUUGUGUCCACAGUUGGCAAGUCUAUCUCAGGAGGAUUUCUACAACAAUUAUCUUCGUUCUGUUAACUUUACCUACACCAAGAAGGAACGUGUGGAAAGUUUGGCCUCAGUGGGACUUGAACCAUACAAUGCCCCAGCACAACUGGCCUUCGAUGCAAAUGGUGACAUCAUCAAUCCUAGUUAUGACAUCUACAACUUUAACGAUUACCCAGAUGGAGCUGCCUUCAAAUUCCGAAAGUUGGGAUCUUACCUGAACGGACGUCUGGAGAUUGUAAAGAGUCGGAUGAGGAUGUAUGACAUGACUCGGGACCAUGCUCUUCCAUCUCUGCCUUCCUCCCCUUGUCCUGCCUCAGGUUGUGGCCCCUGUCUGGGUCACCUUGUUGAUGCCAAAUACCUGUAUGUUCCUGGGGACAUUGUCAUCACUGGUAUUUUCUCCAUCCACGAGGAAGGUGACAAACCACUUUCAUGUGGAGACUUUAAUAAUGGUAUGGCAUCUGGUAUUCAAUUCCUUGAGGGAAUGGUGUACGCUCUCUCAAACAUCAACAACCAGCCAGGACAGACAUUAUUGCGAGGUGUAAGUCUUGGUGCACUUGGUUUUGACGACUGUAUGGAUAAAGUAGUGGGAGGUCAUUUUGUAACGCAAGUUCAAACAAAAACGCGCAUGAUAACAGACACUGCUGGCACUGCCCUUGACCCCCUUACUGUCGAGGCAUACAUGGGGGCAGAGGGCACUGAUUUGACAGUCCCACUGGCAAAACUGAUGGAUAUCAUUAAACGACCUCUCCUGGGGUACAACGCAAUGAGCGCUGAACUCCACGAUAAUGCUUAUUAUCUAUACAUGUCCUACAGUAACAGGCUUUAUAUGAAGGCUUUUGUCCUGCUUCUGAAACGCCUCGGCUGGCACUACGUACAGACUGUCCGUGCCAUGUCCAUGGAAGCCAGGAAUGCUAUUGAGGAAUUCCGAAUGAUUGCUGCAGAUCAUGGAAUAUGUGUAGUAUCCUCGUAUGAGUUUGGAACAGAUGGUGAUGUUGAAGAUAUCUUGAUGAUGUUAGAAGGACAAUCAUCUGUAAAUCCUGUCCUGGUUGUCUCCCCUACUGAAGAUCUUCGUGAACUGUUACUGGAGGUCAGCAAACAGAACAAAACUGGUCACUUUGUCUUCAUGGCACCUGUUGUGAGAUCUGAUGAUGUGUUCAAGGGUGACGAGGCAGCAGCUGAGGGUUUGAUUAGCCUAGAUGUACAGCGACCAGACCUCUCUGCAUUCCUAGGCUAUCUGAGUGGUCUGCGUAGAGAUAGUUAUACCACAAAUCCGUGGUUCAGUGAAUGGUUUGAGAACAUGCAUGAUUGCUCUUUAGAUAUAAACAACAUGAGGGAUUAUACCUCAGCAUGUGUUGCAUCUGAUGUGACUCUCGGUAAAAAUUUCAAACUCAAUGUGAACAGUUAUGCUACAAUCUAUGGCGUUUAUGCAAUUGCAUAUGGUCUUCACUAUACGCUUCAGUAUUACUGUGGAGUGGGCUACACUGGCAUCUGUGGAGACUAUAUGACGGCAGCAGACAAGGGCGAAAAACUUGUCGAAAUGAUUGAACAAAUGUCGUUUACAGUUGACGGGUUGACCAUACAAUUUGUGGACGGUCAGGCAAAUUUUCCGUUAGAGUUCUCCAACUACAGAUCUGGAUUUGUUCCGGUUGGGACUUACAAUGCAAUGACAAACAGUUUUGUGAUCCAGACCAGUCAGUUGAGUUUAGCCGGUGGUGUACAGCUCAGUUCUGUGAUGCCUUACUGCAAGACUGUUUGUACACAGUGUCUGUACAUGUUCGGAACACAAGAUUACAUGUACAUUGACGGCGACCUUAUCAUUCCUGGAAUUUUUGAUGUCCAUUAUCCAGGAAUGACAGACUUUUUGUGCGGAAGUAUUCGAUCAAAGAACGGCUUUCUUAACACGGAGGCUUUCGCAUUUGCUCUCCAACAAGUAAACAGUGGAACUACAAGUGUUAAACUGAACAGUGUAAAACUUGGAGGAUUGAUUUUUGAUGGGUGUAUGAAUCCGAUCAGAGGUCAUGUGAUCGCAUCUUCUGUUUACUACGGUUUGCUGCCACGGGAGAAUGGAAUGCCAAAGUACCCUCUUGACAGGUUGCUUGGGUGGUUGUCAUAUGAUAGCAGUACGACUGUUAAUAUUGCUGAAUCACUUGGACAUUUCGGAAUUCCUGUGGUCACUCCAGGCGCCACCACACCUGUUCUGGAUAAUAAGAAACGCUUUGAUAAAUUCUUUCGUACCAUUCCUUCUGAUGGAGUUACUACACUUGCCAUGGCACAGGUUGCCAAGGAAAUGGGAUUUGAAUAUAUAAUCACUCUGAAUGCUCCAGAGGAGGGAAGCCGUGAUGCCAUGAAACAGUUCAGAGAAUAUGCUCAGGACAACGGCAUAUGUAUUGGAGCUUCGUAUGAAUUUGAGACCGACGGCCCCAUGGCAACCUUAAUUCAAUACAUCACCGAAUCAUCGAGUCGCGUGGUAGCAGUCUUCAGUGAUGCUGAUCGUUAUGUGGAAGACCUUCUCAUAGCCAAAAACAAUAACCCUCAGGCUGCAAACAUUGUAUUUAUGGCCAAUCGACCAUGGCAGAACCCUGUUAUCAGCACAACAUCCCUUUUCUAUGCUACUAACACCUUAACCUUCGGCUACAAGUUCCCACCUCUGCCAGAGUUGCGGAACUAUCUAUCUCAGAAAUACCCAAUCUCAUACACUGAUAAUCCAUGGUUCAAUGAAUUCUAUCAAAAGUAUUUCUUGUGUAAUUUGGACGGGAACUGGAUGUACGCACAGAACUGUGGGACAUCAUCCAUUGUUACAAAUGACUUCAUUGAAGACUAUGCAACACUUCCCACAAUUCAUGCUGUUUAUUCAAUGGCGGAGGGUGUUCACCGAACCCUAAUGGAAAAAUGUGGUGUCAACUACAGUGGUAUCUGUUCGAGUUUCCUGUCUGAUGUCAACACAUUCCCUACAGUGAUGAAACACAUGGACGCCAUGAACUUUACAGAUAUUCUAGGUGACCUAUUCCACUUCGUAAAACGUGAGAGUAACAGAGGCAUAAUGAUUGACAGGAUUGAGGCGGGCACUAGUUUGUCGGUAAAGAAAUUCAUGAUAUAUAUCUAUUCAGACAUAAUUUGACAAAGCUUCUCCCUACAAGAUCGCAAUGAUUUGGCCAGUAAAUAUACUAGUACACCGGCAACUUGCAUUGGGGAUUGUGCUCAGUGUUACGUACUCGGCGACGGUUCAGAGAAAUUCACAUUUUACAGCGGAAACAUCAUGUUUGUUGGUUUGUUUGAUAUCCAUAAAAAAGGACAAACACCAUACAGCUGUGGUGAAAUCAAUGAUGAACAUGGAUUCCAGCUUCUUGAAGCCUUCCACUUUGCUUUGGAAUAUGCUAACAACCGUUCUGGUAUAUUCCGUAGUGUUUGGCCAGAAGUUACGUUUGGUGGUGUUGCCUUGGAUGUUUGUCAAAAUCCAACGCGCGCUGGUAACAUGAUUGCCAACAUCCACUCUGGAACAUUGAAGCUGACAACCAUUUCACAGAGUCAGAAUAUCACUAUUAAUCCUGAUAAUAUUGACGUCUACAUUGGCCCGUUUGACAGUGAGUCAACCAUCCGUGUAGCAGAUAUUGUAAAUCCACUCGGGAUCCCACAGAUCAGCUAUGCUGCCACAAGCCAGGAACUAAUGGAUCCAUACAAAUAUCGUUACUUUUUACGUACUGUACCAGCAGAUGACAAGCAGGCAAGGGCCAUCAUUUCUUACCUCAAGAGGUUUGACCUGAAUAAUGUCCAGGUUAUCAACUCCUAUGACAGUAUUGGACGUGACGGCUUGGAAGAAUUUGCACGUCUAGCAAGGCUUAAUCGAAUCUGUAUAUCACAGAACAUUACCACUGGUGUCAGUGGUUCAAUUUCCAUUAUUGAAGCACAGACUGCACUGAAUAGACUUUUCAGUUACCGAGAUGCCACAGUUGUUAUUUUGUUUGUAGAGGACCCAGAGACUCUGUUACAAACAAUCGAGAACAGAGAUGAUAUUAGAAAUAACUUCACUUUUAUUGGUACGGACAAACUAGGCUUUAAUCAUGAAAAAUGGAACAAUGCACGUAAACUGAUGAAUGGACGCCGUGCAGUCACUUUCGAUAUUGAGACGGCAGAUGUGCCAGAACUUGACAAGUACCUUGAAUAUAAGACACCUGAAAAUUAUUUUUUCAAUCCAUGGUUUGAUGAAUAUUACCAAGAACUGUUUCAGUGUAACUUUGACGGAAGAAAUACAAAGUACUCAAAGCCAUGUCCAACCUAUCUUCUUGGUAUUCCCCGUGCUGAAAAGUACAUUCAGGACCCGUACGCCUUGUAUGUGAUCAAUGCAGUGUUUUCUGCUGUAUUUGGUGUAGACAAGGCAUUACGUGAGAUCUGUCCAGGUAAUAGCAUUGGUGUUUGUAAUCUGUUCCGAACCAGCGGUGAGAGACGGCAGCGAAUAAUGACCGGUAUCCUAGCCACCAAUUUCAUUGAUGCCACGAAUCAGCCAUUUUACUACGAGGAAGGUGGUGACAGUAGUCGAGGUUACCAUAUUUGGGAGCCCCUUCCUAGUGCAGAGGACAACACACAGUAUUAUCUUGAGGAUGUCGGUGCUUAUAAUGACACACACUACCUGAAGAUUGAUGCUCGUUAUGAUGUUAAUUGGCAGUCAACUUGUGACCGCCCUGGCUCCUGUUCCUGUGUGUUCCCCGAAUACCAACCAUCUCGGUACAUGAAGAAUGACACAGACUGGGGUCUGUAUAUAGCCUACGUGUCAGAUAUCCAUGAUCGUGACCCCUAUAAUCCUUAUGCCUGCGGAUCGAUCGACACUGUAGGUGACUUCCAGAACAUGAUGGCUUUCUUUUAUGCUCUCAACCUCGUCAACAGUGAUACAAAUCUUCCAGCUACAUUAAAACUUGGAGGAAUAGCAUUUGAUACCUGUUCUUCAUCAAAUCGUAUUGGACAGGAUAUUUACAGCCUUCUGAGUGGUGAAGGAAUUUGUACACAAAACACUGGUCAGGUGAUCCCUCCUUCUAAUCUAGUGGCGUAUAUUGCAAAAGGAAGUGAGAAUGCGAUCCGAGUAAGUGGAAUUCUGUCCCCACUUAAAUACACCACCCUAAGUCAAAGUGCGACAUCCGUGGCGCUUAGCAACAAAGAUUUCCAUGAGUACUUUCUGCGUACCGUGCCUCCAGAUAAUGUCCAGGCUAUUGUCAUCGCUAAAGUCCUUCAAACGUUUGGAUGGGAUUAUGUAUCGGCAGUGUACACUGAUGAUGCUUACGGUAAUGCAGCCAUUAAAACACUCAUCAGUAACACAGAAAAUAGUUCUCCUCGCAUCUGUGCCUCACAAACCAUAUCCAUGGCCAUGGACGCAACACUGGAUGAUGCCAAAGCCAUUGUAGAUAGCCUUAACCAGAGAGUUGGUGCCAGAGUUGUUGUGCUGUUCGUAUCGGACGUUCAUGCACGUCUUCUUUUACAAGCCACCACAGAGCGUGGCCUCACACACAGAUUCAUCUGGCUGGGUAGUGACACUUGGGCAAACAGCGACUAUAUUGUCAGUGGAUAUGAGGAUGCCGCUGCUGGUGCCAUCACUAUCCAGAUCAGAUCAGAGGUAGUGGAAGGUUUCAAGAAAUUUCUCCGAAGCUUUGAUUACACUAAUAGCAUGAACCUGCCUCGUGACUGGUUUGAGGACCUCUAUCAGACUCUUCAUCAGUGUCGUAUCCUCAACAGUGUUGUUCAGAAAGUGUAUUCUAACAUCUGCUCCGGUGAUGAGAGGAUCACGGAUGCCAUGAUCCCCAAUGACCCGUACACACUGCACACUAUCAUUUCUGUGUUCAUGGUUGCAAAUGGUCUUAAUUCCAUUGAGGAAUGCAAGAGAACAAGCCUCAGUAUUUCUGCCUGUCUGUCUCUUCAGCAGAAUUCACGAGAUCUCAUUUACAACAGUAUUGCGGAGGCCCAAUACACUGUUCUUCCUGAUGACCUGGGUGCCAAGUCAUUCAACUUCAGGUACACUGAAGAUGGCUACGGAGAUGUGGGUUACAACAUUUUGAACUUCCGACGUGACCUGACAUCAGGAAACUAUGGAUACACUCAGAUUGGAACUUACCGUAACGACCUGUCCCUGAAUCGAGCCCUAUACCAAGGAUUCAGCUUCGUGGAAUCCCGUACCAUCCCUCUGUCCAUGUGCCCAGUGGGAAGUAACUGCCCAUGUCUGAACAGUGAUGGCACCCGUUCUAGCUACCAACGACAGGGUGUGGCCGGACUUUCCUUCUACCGCCUUGACGACGGUAGCUAUGUCGAUACUCAGACAGGCGAGGUGAUACAGGUGGAAAACAUCCCACUAUUAGCAGACAGAUUUGCAGAUAUUUGGGGUAUAAUUGUUGCGACAUUGGCAGCAAUUGGAAUGUUUGCAUCAUUGUGCAUGUUUGUAUACCUGCUAGUGAUGUACCCAGUGCGUGGAGGAACCUCCAUCCUUGGGUUUAUGCUGGUGUUUGGAAAUAUUCUGUUGUUUGCUUUGGUGUUUGCCUUCAUUGUGCAUGCCACACGAGAAGUCUGCGGCCUACGUCGGUUCUGUCUUGGAUUCUGUUACUCAAUAUGUUACAGUGCAUUAUUUGUGAAGAUUGUAGACUCCUGGAGGUCGCGAAGCAAAGAGGAACUGUAUGAGGUGAAAUACGAGAAACUGGGACGGCCACUUGGAUUGUUUUUCUGUGCCGUGCUCUUUAUACUUGUACAAGUAAUAAUUAAUACAGAGUGGCUCAUUCUUGAGCCACCAGGUGUUACCACAGUUCUGUAUAACAACAUGCUGUGGCCACGUUGUACACCUGAUGAUUUCUACGACCAAGGCCUCGUCCUGUCGUUAGUCUACAUCAUGUUCCUUGUGGUCCUCUGUGUUCUUUAUGGCAUGUGCGCUUGGUCCAACCCCAAAAACCACCAUGAGGCUCGUUGGGUGCUGGGAAUUGUGCUGCUGGGGAUCCCAGUAUGGGUAGUAUUCUGUGUGAUAGCGGUUCUGGGAGAAUAUAAGAUGCGAGAUGCGGCCAUUGCUAUUGGACUCCUACUCAACGCCACCAUCAUGCUGCUCCUGGGGCCAAUGAGGAAACUCUAUCUCCUGACUAAAUUUGAGGAGCAAGUUGAGGAGGAGGAACGCAAAUCUGCACUCGGCAGCAUGAAAGGAGCUGAGUAUGCCACCAUGUACGGCCAACAGUAUGACAACACCCCUCGCCUACACGACCCACAAGAGUCAAUGCGAGGCAGUGCAUUGGGGAAUGACCCUUACGUAAUACACCCAAACAGCCAGUGAGGAUUUUAGUAACCCCUUGAUCACAUGUCAGGAAAUCCUGCAAUCUCAUUGGAUCAGACAAGCCACACCUGAUGAACUGGGAGGGAUUUUGAAACACAGAACUGCAGGCGGUGAAUCUCCUUACUGUGAUAAUUACAACGAUGAACAAUGUUACAAGUUAUUGGAUUAUUUCCUUAUACAUGA